CUAUUUCUUAAACUCUAUACUCCAUUUUCCAACUCCACAAAAAUUUGCAGACAAUGGUGGGCUUUUACCUCGCAUUCUCCCUUCUCCCUCUCUUGGGCUUCAAUGAAACUGAAGUCCUUAAGCUGAUGAGUUUCCAAGAACUAAAACAAACCACCAUUGAAGUCUCUGUAAGUGAAGCAGACAUCCCCAAAAUCUCCUCCUCUGUUUUAGAAGCGGAGAAUUGGCUGAAAUCCCGUGUCAUCUUCCAAUCACCAAACACCAAAAUCACUAGCAUUUCUGUAGGCAAGGGUGUCCUCUGCUACAAAAAGCUUGAGCCUUUAUGGAGCUCAGUCUUGCCGUCUAUCAAAAAUUUGCACUCAGUGCUGUUAAAAUUGGAGAUGACUAGAGAAAUCGAAAUUUCGGUUUCUCUCUCUUCUGAUUGCUUGGAGCAAAACCAAUCUGCUUCUGAGUUUAGAGGUGAUAUACCAAAGGAAAUGCUGAAGCCUUUGCUGAGAUUUUUGCAAGACUUCAACUUGACUUAUUCUAUUGAGAAACAAAGGUACUCUCAGCUUAAAUUUGUCGGCAUGAGGGAAGAAGCAAAAGCCAUGGGCAGAAAGUUCUCUUCUUAAGAUUUUCUUCAUCUUCUUCAAAGAAAUUGCAGGUUUGAGGACUUUAUGAAUUCAGCUACACUCACAUGAAACUGGCUGAAGUUGGAAUGAACUUUUUCAUUAAAAUGCUACUUCAGUGCUACCUCUGAUUUCUUUAUGUCGUUCACUGCAACUGACUAAAUUGGAAAGAUUUCGGUAAUAGACGUUAUGUGAUAUUGUUUACGAAGAGAAUUAUUUAUACUUAUUGUUUUCUUGUUUUUAGUAAGUUAA
Asparagus officinalis (garden asparagus) is the source of this 857-nucleotide messenger RNA. Its product is annotated as glucan endo-1,3-beta-glucosidase 2-like. Bases 54 to 608 code for a protein of 184 amino acids. NCBI's taxonomy places the organism in Eukaryota, Viridiplantae, Streptophyta, Magnoliopsida, Asparagales, Asparagaceae. Gene Ontology annotation, biological process: carbohydrate metabolic process. The record is from RefSeq and is a predicted model, not a curated record. The transcript is spliced from 2 exons. Gene Ontology annotation, molecular function: hydrolase activity, hydrolyzing O-glycosyl compounds. Gene Ontology annotation, cellular component: plasma membrane.